AUGACCAUGCUGCUGGAUAGCGGUCCGCAGUUUGCAUCGCUAGGAGUGGGAGGGUUCGGGGGACCACGGCACCACGACAUCGGCAACCGGGACCCGAGUCUGGGGCUGAAUCCCUUCUCCGACUCCCCCCACUCCGCAGCGUUCAAAAUCAGCCCGGUCUCUCACGACAUCGCCUCCAGCCAGACGUCAGCGUUCACCCCGCAAGCCUCCGGGUAUGCAGCCGCCCUGGGACACUCGCACGGCGGGCAGGUGGGCUCGUACGGACCGGGGGCAUUCAAUUCCACACGGGACUUUCUCUUCCGGAACCGGGGCGUCGGAGAGCCCACCGCGCCGGGCUCCCAGCAUGGGCUCUUCGCAGCUUCGGCCGGGAGCCUCCACGGGCCGCCGGGGCUCAGCGACAACCCCGGGCAUCUGUUGUUUCCAGGACUUCACGACCAGGGGGUGAGCCACACUUCACCGAGCGGACAUGUGGUGAACAGCCAAAUGCAUCUUGGCUUGCGCGGGGACAUUUUCGGAAGACCCGAUCCUUACCGGCCGGUCGCGAGCCCUCGGACGGACCCCUACGGAGCUCAGCUCCACAACUACAACCACCCCAUCAACAUGAACAUGGGAAUGAAUGUGCCGACACACCACGGUCCGGGGGCCUUCUUCAGAUACAUGAGGCAGCCGAUCAAGCAAGAGUUAUCCUGCAAAUGGAUAGACGAGAACCAGAUGAACAGACCCAAAAAGACUUGCGAGAGGACUUUCAGCACCAUGCAUGAGAUGGUCACGCAUGUGUCCAUGGAGCACGUCGGCGGCCCCGAGCAGAGCAACCACAUCUGCUACUGGGAGGAGUGCCCGAGGGAAGGGAAAUCUUUUAAGGCCAAGUACAAACUCGUCAACCACAUCCGAGUGCACACGGGCGAGAAACCGUUCCCGUGCCCGUUCCCCGGAUGUGGGAAAAUAUUCGCCAGAUCGGAAAAUUUGAAAAUCCACAAAAGAACACACACAGGUGAGAAGCCGUUUAAGUGUGAAUUUGAUGGCUGUGACAGACGCUUCGCCAACAGCAGCGACAGGAAAAAGCACAUGCAUGUGCACACAUCAGACAAGCCAUACAUCUGCAAAGUGUGCGACAAGUCAUACACACACCCCAGCUCUCUCAGGAAACACAUGAAGGUACACGAGUCUCAAGGAUCCGAAUCCUCUCCAGCAGCGAGCUCCGGAUACGAGUCGUCCACACCGCCGGUGCUGGUGUCAGGCAGCACCGAGGACCCGACAAAAACACCGCCGUCAGUCGUGCAAAACACGUCUGGCCACAGCGAAGGACUGGCACCCAACUUUAAUGAAUGGUACGUUUAA
Limanda limanda (common dab) is the source of this 1338-nucleotide messenger RNA. It is a transcript of the gene zic3, whose product is annotated as zic family member 3 heterotaxy 1 (odd-paired homolog, Drosophila). The transcript has 3 exons. The record is from RefSeq and is a predicted model, not a curated record. NCBI's taxonomy places the organism in Eukaryota, Metazoa, Chordata, Actinopteri, Pleuronectiformes, Pleuronectidae. Gene Ontology annotation, molecular function: RNA polymerase II cis-regulatory region sequence-specific DNA binding; DNA-binding transcription factor activity, RNA polymerase II-specific. Gene Ontology annotation, biological process: regulation of transcription by RNA polymerase II; central nervous system development. Gene Ontology annotation, cellular component: nucleus. The coding region runs from base 1 to 1338 and encodes 445 amino acids.